AAUCGGCAUCUGACAUUACAGCUCGCCCUUGGGGACUGCGGAUAAGCGGCCGCUCUAACGUGCAGUCGAACAACCCUAUUUUUACGCGUCUAAUGUUUUUACGGACGCUAUUAAGAGUUCAAUAAUGAAGAAUUCCCGCUGUUCGUAAGAGUGCGUCGGACGCUUGCCAGCACGCUGAGCUGUGAAGUCAAGGAACAUUGUUGACUAGCUGUGUCACACAGAGAUGACCAAAGAGGAGGACAUCCCAGACUGGGUGGGAGCCCAGGAGUUCUACGACAAAUAUGAUCCCAAGGAGAUUCUGGGAAGGGGGGUGAGCAGUGUGGUGCGCCGGUGUGUCGACAAACUCAGCGCUCAGGAGUACGCCGUGAAGAUCAUCGACAUCACCCCUUCGGACCAGCUGACCGGGCAGGAGAUCGAGGAGAUCCGGUCUGCCACUGAGAAAGAGAUCGCCAUCUUGAAGAUGGUCUGCGGGCAGGAGAACAUCAUUCAGCUCAAAGAUUGCUAUGAGUCCAACGCCUUCUUCUUCCUGGUGUUUGACCUGAUGAAGAGGGGUGAACUUUUUGACUACCUCACUGAAAAGGUUACCCUCAGUGAGAAGGAAACCAGGAAUAUCAUGCGUGCUCUGCUGGAAGUGGUCCAGUUUCUCCACUCCCAGAAUAUUGUCCAUAGGGAUCUGAAGCCUGAGAACAUCCUGCUGGAUGACCAGAUGAAAAUCAAACUCACCGACUUCGGUUUUUCUAUACAGACCGAGCCAGGACAGAAGCUUUCCGAGGUGUGUGGGACCCCCGGGUACCUGGCCCCCGAGAUCAUCGAGUGCUCCAUGAACGCCACUCCUGUGGGAUAUGAUACAGCUGUGGACAUAUGGAGUUCAGGUGUCAUUAUGUACACUCUGCUGGCGGGCUCGCCUCCUUUCUGGCACCGGAAACAGAUGCUGAUGCUGCGCAUGAUCCUGGGUGGGAAGUAUGACUUCUCCUCUCCCGAAUGGGAGGAUCGCUCGGACACCGUCAAGGACUUGAUCUCCCGCAUGCUGGAGGUCGAUCCAAAGCAGAGAUACACAGCCAGAGAUGCCCUCAACCACCCUUUCUUCUCCCAAUACGUGGUGGCCGAAGUACGACAGUUUACCCCUUACAGACGGUUCAAGGUCAUUUGCAUGACUGUCCUAGCCACAAUGCGGAUCUACUGCAAUUACCGUCGCGCCAAGCCCGUUACCAAGGAGGUUAUCAAGAGUGACCCGUACGCAGUCAAGCCCAUCCGCAAGCUCAUCGAUGCUUGUGCUUUCAAGAUCUACGGUCAUUGGGUUAAGAAGGGCCAGGCUCAGAACAGAGCUGCUCUUUUUGAAAACAGUCCCAAGGUCAUCCUGCUUUCCCUCGCUGCAGAAGCCGAUGACUCAACCCUCCACACCUGGUAGUGAAGUACGGUGGCUAGCUCGGUAAAGAGGGCGUGCUCUUGAUAUUCAAGUAUGGAGCAGAAUACAAGGUAAUACAGUUGGAAGUUAACCAAAAAUGUUAAGUAAAAUGCAUGGAUAUACUCAGUGUAUGAGGGCACAUACCACACUAGGUAAUGGCAAUUAUCAGUCUGCUAGUAUCAAGGGUUUAGCGAAGAUGUUCAGUCUUUCCUUUCGACGGUUAAGUACAGGAGUUUUAUUUUCAAUGAUCCCACCUGCAUACUUGAAAUCAUGUUUAGAGGCCACCCAUAUGUAUACAUUUGGAUAUGUACAAUGUCAAACUUUACAUUAUAUAAGUUGACAAUUCAAUAAACAUGACUAUUUUUGAUCCA
Messenger RNA from Gadus macrocephalus (Pacific cod), 1776 nucleotides. Its product is annotated as phosphorylase b kinase gamma catalytic chain, skeletal muscle/heart isoform-like. Gene Ontology annotation, molecular function: ATP binding; phosphorylase kinase activity; calmodulin binding. The coding region runs from base 224 to 1408 and encodes 394 amino acids. NCBI's taxonomy places the organism in Eukaryota, Metazoa, Chordata, Actinopteri, Gadiformes, Gadidae. The transcript has 10 exons. Gene Ontology annotation, biological process: protein phosphorylation; glycogen biosynthetic process. The record is from RefSeq and is a predicted model, not a curated record. Gene Ontology annotation, cellular component: phosphorylase kinase complex.